AUGAAUGAAGAUCUCACUCUAAAUGUCAAUUAUUUGGCUAACCACAUUCAAGAAUACCUCGACGAUGAGAGGAUUUAUGAUAUUCUUGAUAAGAUGACUCUUUCUCAAGUAUUCAAAAUAGCAAAGUUUAAUCCAACAAUGUUCGAUGCUUUAAUUAUGCAAGGGAAAUCAAAAUAUUCCACAAGUCAAUUAUUCAACUACAUCAGAAAGUGUAGAGUUUGUAUAAAUAGUUUUGAUGAAGCAAUGCAGAUUCUAAAAAAUUACGAAAAGAAUUUCAAACUGAAAUCAGCUCGUGAUUUGAAAAAGUUUUUUGAAAAUUACAUAUUAAGUCAUACCUCGAAUAGAAAUGAAGUCAAAGAAUGUAAUUCCGAAAUUCAAAACCUUUAUUCAAAGGUAAAUAUAAUGGAAAAUGAAAUACAGCAAUACAAGAAUGAAAUUACUAUACUUAAAAAUGAAAAUAAUAAAAUGAUUGAAACAAUAAAUUAUUUAUCAAAAGUUUCAGAAUUGAACAGCUCAGACAAUUUUAACAAAGUUUAUAUGUACCUUAAAGAGCUUUCUGAUAAUGGAGAUCAACAGAAAAUGUUUGAUUCAUGUGUUAUUGGAUUGAGUGAAAAGAGAGAUUCAAAUGACAAUACUCCACUUCUAAUGGCAUGUUAUAUUGGAUAUCUUCAAUUAACAAAAUCUCUAAUUGAAGGAGGAUGCAUUAGAGACGCAAAAAAUAAAUCUGGAUGUAAUUGUUUGCUUGAGGCAUCUUUAAAUGGCCAUCUUGAUAUUGUAAAAUAUUUAAUUGAAAUUGGAUUUGAUAAAAAUUGGCGAGAUAAAAAAGAUGGAUUCAAUGCUAUUCUAGCAGCAUCCCAAAAUGGACAUCUUAAUGUAGUUAAAUAUCUGAUAAGUAUUGGAUGUGAUGCGGAUUCUAAACAAAAUAAUAAUGCUAAUUGCAUUUAUUUCGCAUCAAGAUAUGGGCAUCUUGAAACGGUGAAAUAUCUCAUAUCAAUGGGAGGAAAUCCAUUUAAAAAACCUAAUAGUGGCUUUUCUCCAUUAAUUAUCGCUGCUGAUAGUGGCCAUCUAGAAAUAGUUAAAUAUCUUAUUCAGGUUGGAUUUAAUAAAAAUGACAAAACAAAGUUUAAUCAAACAUCACUUCAUCGUGCUGCAAUGAAUGGCCAUUUUGAAGUUGUACAAUAUUUAAUUUCGAUUGGUGCCAAUGCUAAUGAGAAGGACAAUGGAGGAUAUACUGCACUUAAUUAUGUAACACUAAAUCAAAACAAAAAUAGAGAUUAUAAAAAUAUCAUGAAUCUUCUUUUGAAUUCCCAAACUUUUGAUGAUCUAAUUUAA
This is a messenger RNA of Trichomonas vaginalis G3, 1332 nucleotides long. Its product is annotated as protein ubiquitination. The transcript has a single exon. Bases 1 to 1332 code for a protein of 443 amino acids. Gene Ontology annotation, molecular function: protein binding. Lineage: Eukaryota; Parabasalia; Trichomonadida; Trichomonadidae. The record is from RefSeq and is a predicted model, not a curated record.